UGCGCAGAAUCACUUUCCGAAUCAAUGAACAGGGUGAAAGUGAAGAUCAUGUGAGUGUGUUGGAAAUGACCGCUGUUUCCCCGCGUGUCCCCUGUAACGUUAGAUGUUUCGACGGUGUUGCCGGUGUGUUGGUCAGCCUUCCCCCCGCCGGUGGUGCGGUCAGUGAUGGGUGUUAUUGUUCGGAAUCUACAGAAUGUGGUUCCGGUGAGGCGCGCGCGGCUCCGCAGGGAUGUGGAGAUCCUCAGACACAUCUUCGGCGUGCAGAAGUUCGACAUGGGCAUCAUCUGCGUGGACAACCGCAAGAUCCAGCGCAUCAACCACACUUACCGGCGGAGGAAUCAGCCCACAGACGUGCUGUCCUUCCCCUUCUAUGAGGACCUGAGGCCGGGAAAAGUGCCGUGUGCCCUACAGAGGGAUGAGUACAACCUAGGGGACAUCUUCUUAGGGGUGGAGUACGUGAUGCAGCAGUGUAAAGAGACCAAGCAGGAUCUGCACCAGACGCUGACGGUGGUCACGGCUCAUGGCAUCUGUCAUUUACUGGGAUACAGACAUGAAACUGAAGAGGAGUGGAACGAGUUCUGUUUCCCGCAGAUGCAGCAGAAGGAGAGCUACAUUCUCAGCGAGUUCAACAGGCUAACAGGCAGUCAUCUGGAGCCGCUCACCAAAAGAUGAUGCACACACAGAGCAUAAAUGCGGGACAUUUGCUGCGGAGAUGCACUACUGAUGAAUCAAAACCACAAAACAAGCUGGAGUUUUCUGUUUUCUAAAUAAAGUUUAUUUUAAAACGUGUGUAAGGAAGUCAAAGACUGAAUACUAAGCAGUUGGGUAGAGCUUAUAGCAC
Molecule: messenger RNA, 841 nt
Organism: Danio rerio (zebrafish)
Lineage: Eukaryota; Metazoa; Chordata; Actinopteri; Cypriniformes; Danionidae
Source: RefSeq, a predicted model, not a curated record